AUGGACAGUGAAGAGAAGCGCUGGCGUGUACGAGUUGUGCAGGACGCAGCGCAGCGCAAGGUUCUGCUCCGGUUUCUCGGUUGCACGGAGGCACGUUGCCCCCUGGGGCCCUUGCGUUGGCAGCGCGAUCAACGUAAUAGGGUCCAGCUGGAAACCAGCACUGUGUCCUUUGAAGGUCCGCUGGUUGAGCUCGAUGGCCCCUGGGAGGCAGGGGCCUGGCGGACGGCGCGUCUCGAGGCCAGUGCUGGGCGAAAGGCGACCAGCGGUCAGCACGUGUUGAUUUUUGUCGAUGCUGCAGCUCAGGAGCUACAAAUUGUGCCGAUCGCCAGCACUGCCACGCUUCGAGCGGGUUCAUCGAAUACAGUGAGCUCUUUAGUGCCUUCAUUGGCGCUUCAGCAGAACUCCGGAGAGACUGCAGCAGCGGACGGCGCUCAGCUCCCCGACGAGCUCGCUGUCCAGUCGCAGGCGUCCCGGGAAGCACACGAGGCGCGAAACGCACUCAUUGCAGCGUUUGGGAGCAAGCGCCAGAAACGCGCACGUGCCCUCUCUUUGGCGCGCCACGUAACGAAUGAGAACGUGCAAGCGGCAGAGGCAGCUGUCCAGGGAGACGCCACAGACGACGACGCUGGGGACUCUUUGAACCAGCACGUUACCGACGUAGUGGAGCGCGGUCCAUCAGACCACGUACGCAAACGCGAUGCUAUCUCGAGAGAAGCUCCGCCACCGAGUCUCCGAGAGGCCACCACCGAGAGCGUUCGGUUGGUACCGCCGUACAACUCGGAGGCGACGACACCUGAAACAGCGUAUCCCCUGCUGGGUGGCUGCCUCCCGAGCCGCUUCUUCAGUGCAUACAAGAGCAAUGCCACCGAACUUGAAUCACUUGGAAGCGAUAUGAAAUACGCGAAAAGUCUGAGGGAACAGUUUACGAGUUCCCGAAAGACCGCAGAUACAGAGACGGCAACCUCGCUAGAACAGCCGCCCGCCAGCGCUGCCGCUGAAGCGCUGCCAUCUACGACAGCUUCUGUAGGUUCGAACCCUCUUUUACAGCGAUGCACGCACCUCUACCUUUGGAUUCUGCUGGAGUGCUACCAUCGCUGGCCACGACAAUUACGCGUACCGGCGUCUCGUGAGCACGGUCUGUCGGGAGAUACCGCCGAUGUGCCCGAGCCGCUGCGCUGGCUGCCGUCCUGGCUGGGUAAGCUUCUGCUGGAGAUUUUCACUCAAGCAGAUUCUACCGAGACCAAAAGAAUAGUGGAAAAAGAGCGCAUGCUGCAUCAUAUCCUCGUUCUGUACUUGCACUGCAGUGGUUUUCAAGACCAGCCCGUCGAUGCUUUGGCGGAGGCUCUGCGUCUGCCGCCUGCUCGUUGCGCUACCUACUUCAAGUACAUGGGCCUGAGUGUGCGACGGGUGCGUUCUGCGGCACCAAACAGCCCAAGUGGCGCCAAUCGCAGUGGUCUAUUUGUGUCGCUUGAUCGCUUGCCGCUGCAGUUCCCGCGAGCAGUUCGACGGCAGCGUCUGCCAUGA
Cyanidioschyzon merolae strain 10D is the source of this 1524-nucleotide messenger RNA. RefSeq lists its product as hypothetical. Lineage: Eukaryota; Rhodophyta; Bangiophyceae; Cyanidiales; Cyanidiaceae. Gene Ontology annotation, cellular component: RNA polymerase I complex. The record is from RefSeq and is a predicted model, not a curated record. Bases 1 to 1524 code for a protein of 507 amino acids. Gene Ontology annotation, molecular function: DNA binding. Gene Ontology annotation, biological process: RNA polymerase I preinitiation complex assembly; nucleolar large rRNA transcription by RNA polymerase I; transcription elongation by RNA polymerase I. The transcript has a single exon.